CCACUGCGAGGGGGCGGGACUGGCCGAGUCACGUGGGUCUCGCGCCCGCUGCCACCGCAGCCGCAGCCUCCGCCGUCUUUCUCUGUCUCGGCCGAGGCAGCCAUCUUGCUCUUACCGCGUGCUGCUGUUGGAGAACCCUCCCUGCUUCAGGGUACAGCUCGCAGAAAGAAGAAGGUGGUACAUAGAACAGCUACAGCUGAUGACAAAAAGCUUCAGAGUUCUCUGAAAAAACUGGCGGUGAAUAAUAUAGCUGGUAUUGAAGAGGUGAACAUGAUUAAAGAUGAUGGGACAGUUAUUCAUUUCAACAAUCCCAAAGUCCAAGCUUCCCUCUCUGCUAACACCUUUGCAAUUACUGGUCACGCAGAAGCCAAACCAAUCACAGAAAUGCUUCCUGGAAUAUUAAGUCAGCUUGGUGCUGACAGCUUAACAAGUCUUAGAAAAUUAGCUGAACAGUUUCCACGACAAGUGUUGGAUAGCAAAGCACCAAAACCAGAAGACAUUGAUGAAGAAGAUGAUGAUGUUCCGGAUCUGGUAGAAAAUUUUGAUGAAGCAUCAAAGAAUGAAGCUAACUAAAAUCGUUCUGGUUUUUGGAAGCUGGCAUGGACUAGAUUUAACAAAUCAGCUAUGUGGUUCCAAAGUUUUACCGACACAGAGAACAUCAUCUGUUACUAGUUCAGUAAUAUAAAUAUUUUGUAUAUUAAUAAUGCUGUUUGUUCAGCAUCUUUUGGUCAUUUGAUUUUGCAUUUUGCACUUCCUACCAGGAUCUCUUCUUUUGGUCAAAAUAUGAAGUAUUGGUACAGUUUGAGGGUGUUUGGGGUUUUGAUUACUGGAUUUUUGUUUUGUUUUGGGGGGUAAUUUUGGUGUAUGUAUGUAUAUGUAUGCGUGUGGGUGUGUGUAUUCACAGUGGAGAACAAAUUGGAAUACAGUUCUAUUUAUCCUCUUCCUCCAGUAGAAAUAAAAAAAACUUUACAUUUGCUACUUUUUUCCCCACAGUAAUACAUAGCAUUAAUGAAAAACGACUUUCUUUGAUUUCAAAUCUAAAGAGAUAUUUUACUGUUGGGAGGUUUGGUUUUAAUAUAUUUGGUUAACUGCCAUAUUUUUCAUAUAUUUCUCUGGGUCUAAGCUAUCUUAAGGGACAAAACAAACAAAAAAGGAUAUCUUCAGGAACGGGGUCUGGUGGCACAUGCUUGCUUAUAAUCCCAGCACUUGGGAAGCCGAGGCAGGAAGAGUACCCCCAGUUUGAGGCCGUCUUGGACUGCAUAAUGAGUUCAAGGCCCAUAUGAACAACACAACAAGAACUAGUCUCAGAAAAGCAAAAAAAAAUUUAAAAGAUGUCUUAAGAUAUUUUACCACCAGUCUCAUGCUGGAAUAAUGGUCACUUAUCUUUGGUGUAAUUACCUUAGAUUCACUUACCUGGCCAUAUCCAGAAGAAUUUCUUUUAGUGUAUUUCUUCCCUUUUUUUCCUUUUUUCUUUUUCAUUUUCCUUUACAGUGUUGGGGAUCAAGCCAAGGGCCUCACACAUUUAGGCAAGUGUUCUGCCACUGACCUAUAUCCCCAGCUCCACCAUCUUUCUUCCUGAAUGCUUUCAUACCCUGUCCUUUUGGUCUUUAACUUACCUUGUAAGCUUUUGGUAAUACUGUUCCUUAUCUUCUAUCUAGUUUGAGAAAGAUGUUCUCCAUGGUGUCAAGGGACCUCUCUUUAAGAUUUUGUUCCAUCAUCUUGAACAACAAACAAUUCAUCUUCAAUUUUUUAUUUCUGCUCGCUUUUACAGUUUGGUAGAUUUCAAACUGGAAUAGCUAGCAUGUGCUUGCUAAUAAUUUUAUGCCAGCCUUACCCUGUGUCCUAGCUGUUCUAAAUAGCAGGUGCAAGAAUGUCUCUUUUUCUGCAAGGUUAAAGCUGGGAAUGUCCUUUUGAUUGGGGAGAAAAUAGGCCAUAGGCUCAUCCUCCAGCACAAAUGGGCAUUCUGUGAAAUGAUAACUGGCCCUAGAAGGAUCAUUUCACUUCUACCUUUGGCCUUGAACCUACCUCUGGGUUGGAUUUUUAUUAUGUCGCUGCUCACAACAACCUCCUGCAUGCUUAGAAUAAUGCUUUGCAGGGAGCACUGGUAAAAUACAGUAUUUAUUUUUUCACCUCCUUUCAGAGAACUUGGAGGUAAACUGCAUUCAUUCACUCGUUUCCCUCUUGCUGUUUGAUAAAAGCUUGGAUUUUGCAUAUCAGCAUUUGUUAUAGUCAAUAUUUUAGGAAAAGAUUUAGAAAAAUCUGUCAUUACCUGGCCCAUCACCAAACUAGUUUAAUCUUGCAGCAUAUCAACUUUUUGUUUUUAAGGUAGUUAUCUUUAUUUGAUAUCUAAAGUGAAAGACCAACAAUUUAGCCAGGUGUGGUGGCACAUGCCUGGAAUCCCAGCACUCUGGGAAGCUGAGGCAGGAGAAUCG
Molecule: messenger RNA, 2432 nt
Organism: Fukomys damarensis (Damara mole-rat)
Lineage: Eukaryota; Metazoa; Chordata; Mammalia; Rodentia; Bathyergidae
Gene: Btf3l4
Product: basic transcription factor 3 like 4
Exons: 5
Coding region: 271-573 (100 amino acids)
Source: RefSeq, a predicted model, not a curated record